UUCUGAAAUAUCUCGCUCUCAGCCUAUAAAAUCGACUUCCCUCUCUUCGGCAAAACGCACCCUCCUCUUCUCUUCUUCCUUCUUCCUUCUUUCAUCUUUCUUACUCUUUCCUUUCUUCUUUCCGUCCGAAUAACAGGGAGAGAGAAAGAUUAAGAGAGUGAUCGGGAGAGUGAGAGUGAGAACUGGGAGGGAAAUCGACCGGAGAGGAGACCGAAACAGAGCUUAGGGGAGAGAAACUAAGAGAGAAUCAGGAACCCAUGAGAGCUGGAGACCCGAGAGAAAAGCUGAGAGAGAGACCGAGAGGAAGGUGACACGAGAGUCCGGAGAACCCGAGAUCGGAGACCCGAUCAAGCACCCCGUGACCAAUUUCACCGUUUUUUUCCGGUGGAUUUUCUGUGAAAAUCACUAAGGGUGGAGCGUUAUAGUAUGGUAUUAGAGCUGAAUGUGGCAACAGUAAAUUGGUACAGAGCUUAAAAAAAAAAAAACUGAACCCGGCCGAGGGCUUCUACUUGGAGCCGACCGGAAUGGCUCUACCAGGACUCGUACCCUUCGCCAUAACUACUACUACUACGACAGCAACAAUGGGGUCGACCACCACUUCGUUGAAGGAUCCGAGUAAGAAGAUCCGAAAACCCUACACUAUAACCAAGUCCAGGGAGAGCUGGACCGAGCUGGAGCACGACAAGUUUCUCAAAGCCCUCCAACUCUUUGACCGUGACUGGAAAAAGAUUGAAGCAUUUGUUGGGUCUAAGUCAGCUAUACAGAUACGUAGUCAUGCACAAAAGUACUUUAUGAAGGUUCAGGGGAGCGGGACAAGUGAACAUUUACCCCCACCCCGGCCAAAAAGGAAAGCCGCUCAUUCAUAUCCUCAGAAGGCUUCAAAAAAUGCUCCAGUGCUCUUACAAGUGUCGGGAUGUUUUCAAACCUCAUCUGUUCUGCUUGAAUCUGGAUAUGUGUUAAGGCCUGAUUCUUCAUCAAUGCUUGGGAGUCCUGUAACUAGUCCUGCCAUGCCGUCCUGGACAAACAACAAUGUGCAGAAGCCUAAUAUAUCUCAUGGGACAACAGCACAAAUGGGAAGCCCCGAAGGCAGCAGCUUCCCAAACCAGAUCUACUGCGUUGGGGAGGAGGUCGAAGUGAGCAGCGACAAGCCAGGGUUCAAGGGCUCGUGGUACAUGGCCACUGUCAUCGAGCCGCCCAUACCCAAGAAGUACACGAGGGCUAAGGUUGAGUACCGGACAUUGCUCACGAAAGAAGGGUCUGAGCCACUGAAGGAGUACAUCGACGAGUGCUACAUGAGGCCCAAGCCUCCCCAAGAAGAGUUUGCAGCCCAGGAUUUGGAGCUUGGCGGGGUUGUUGGUGCCUAUUGCAGGGACGGGUGGUGGACUGGUGAGGUUGUGAAGGUUCUGGGAGACUCGAGGUACAGGGUUUACUUCAAGAACCCACCAGAUGUGAUUGAGUUUGACCGAAAGGAUUUGAGGGUGCACCAAGAGUGGCUCAAUGGGAAGUGGGUUCGGCCUGACAAGCUGCAAAAGACACAGUCAAAUUUUAGCACAGGAAUGGAUGUAGAAGUGAAUGUAGAAGAAGAAAAUUUACGGGAUGCUUGGUUCCCUGCAAUUGUCAUUAUAGAAAACAAGGAUAAUACGUUUUGGGUGAAGUAUCAGAGCUCAAGAAAUGGUGAUGAGGCUGAGCUUGGGAAGGUUACUGUAGAUUUGCUCCAUAUUCGGCCUUCUCCUCCACCUCCUCACACAGACAGAAAAUAUAAUGUGUAUGAAAAAGUGGAUGCAUUUUAUAAAUUUGCUUGGCAUGCAGGCGUGAUUGCCAGAUGUGUUACUGAUACAAGGUAUCUUGUCUUUUUCAAGCAAACAAUUGAGAAUAUUGUAUUCAAUCAGUCAACAUUAAGGCCUCGUAUGCAAUGGAAAGCUGAGGAAUGGGUUAGUGGAUCUCAGGAAUUAUUACUAGCUUCAGAUUUACAAGAACAAAUGAGGAACCCUUGUAACAAUGCCAGUAACCUUGAGGUAACUGUUCAAGCUGAAAGUUAUGUUAUUGCAAGAGAUAACAUGGAUGAGAGUACACCCCUUUCUACAAAUUCUCUGAAGAAUUUGAUGGAGCAGUCAAGUCCUAAUGAUGGAACAGUAGUUACCUGUGCCUUGGCACCAAGCAUGAGGAAAAUAAAACUGCCCAACCCUAAGGGUAAUGCUACACAGAUACAUCCUUCAAAAAAGUUGAAAACAACGAUUACCUCAGAGGCCCUAUUAUCCGCUUCAACUUGUCAAUUAAGGAAGAAGCGAAGCAAAAUAUCAAGAAAAGUAUUGUCUAGAUCGGCUCUGCCAAAUAGUGGAGGUAAACAACAGAGACACUCGGGGGUCCUUGGCAAUCAACCUUUAACUACAACUGAGAGCCUUAUUCGCAGAGGGAAAGUUUGGAAACGACAGAAGUUUUGUAAAUUGGAGUCAUUGGACAGUAACAAAUCUAGUCCUGUAAAUAAGAGGGGAAGACGUCCAAAGUCACUGGUUAAAAGCCCACCGCCUUCAGCAGCAUGUGGUGGCACUGCAGAAGAAAUUGUGCUUGAGGGUAUUAGGAAAGAAGCUGAAAUGCCUAUCAUCUUGGGGUUGGAAGCUAAGGAAAUAGAUCAGCAGAAAUCUGAGGGAAACAGUACUAAAAGAAAGAGAGGAAGGCCCCAUAAAUUUGUUGUCACUAGCUCAAAAGCUUCAGAUGAAGGUAAGGAGCAGAAUGGAGUUGAAGGCACUGAAAUUGUUGUAGAAGAUCAUCCAACUCAAGCAGUUGCUUCGUAUAUACUUACUGGGGGGAAAUCUGCAGACUCUUAUGACGUCUCAAGAAUACAAUUAGCUGAAGUUUCUGCGACAAAUUCCACGGCAGAUGAUGUUGGUAUGACAAGCGUUGCAGCACUCGGCAAUAUGGACAUUGAUGACCAACCUCUAGCCACAUGGAUUGGUGGAACGUUGCAGUGCCCAACAAGUGGCAAAGAGUCAAAACUAUCACCUGGUAGGACCGUUGAUGAAUGCAAUGAAGCAAGAACACAACAACCUGAUAUUGUGCAAGUUCCUGAAACUGUUGCCACAGGUGACUUGGUGUUGGAUGGGAAUAGAGAAUUGCCAUUUGAGAAGACCUCGCCACUCUGGAAGACAAUUGAAUCUAUGGAAAUAUUCAGAAUAAUGCCUCAAGAUCCACACUUUCUUCCUUUGAGUAAAUGUAGCAAGGUGUAUCGUGAGGGAUUGGCUAUUGGUAAUAUAGUAACCUUUUCCAGUUUGGUUGAGAAAAUACCCAAGUUGCAACUUGAUGAUCCUAGAAGCAUUUUUGCUAGCUAUAUGGAGAGUCUUCUUGACUUGGAAAAGCUUGGAUUUGAUGUUGCUGUUUUCCGAGGUCGUAUUAAUGAAAUGCUAUCAAUUAUAGAUACGCAAGGGCAGAUUCUGAAUGAGUCAAAAGAUGCUGAGGGCAAGAUAUUGCGUUGUAGUCGUGAGAAAAUAGAAAUGGUUGAAGAGAUGGUCAAAAUUGAGAAGCAGAUAGCUGAGUUACAGGAAAAACAUGCAUUAAUCAAGUCAGAAAAGGAGAGUAAAGAACUUGAAAUUAACAUCUUGCAGGUGCGUGUGAAUGCAAUCAAUGAAGACAUUCAGAGCACCCGGCUUGGUUUUGAAAAGCUUGCCUCUGCACCUUGGAAGUCGGUAUGAUGCCGGCUCUCUUAAUGGUAUCCUCUCUCUGGGCAUUCCCUCAAUGUUCAUGACCCCUGGAGGCGCUGUGUAACUGAUCAUAGAAGUAGUUCAACUUAUAACAUUAGAGUAGUGUUCAUAGAAGUUGGUAUUUCUGACCUCUUACGUGGAUUUUUUUCUGAGUCCUUUUUGUUUUUAUAUCUAGUCUUAAGAUGCCACAUCUCAGUGAUUGAUGGCCGGUGAUUGACGGUAUUUGCUCAUGACCUUUGUUGUCUAAAAGAAAUAAUGUAUCAAUGGUAGUUGAGUCUUUCACUAAAGUA
Messenger RNA from Alnus glutinosa, 3985 nucleotides. RefSeq names its product DUF724 domain-containing protein 3-like. Gene Ontology annotation, molecular function: DNA binding. NCBI's taxonomy places the organism in Eukaryota, Viridiplantae, Streptophyta, Magnoliopsida, Fagales, Betulaceae. The transcript has 6 exons. The coding region runs from base 525 to 3686 and encodes 1053 amino acids. The record is from RefSeq and is a predicted model, not a curated record.